This is a messenger RNA of Penicillium taxi, 1758 nucleotides long. RefSeq lists its product as uncharacterized. The record is from RefSeq and is a predicted model, not a curated record. Lineage: Eukaryota; Fungi; Ascomycota; Eurotiomycetes; Eurotiales; Aspergillaceae. Gene Ontology annotation, molecular function: DNA helicase activity. The transcript has a single exon. Bases 1 to 1758 code for a protein of 585 amino acids. Gene Ontology annotation, biological process: DNA repair; telomere maintenance.
AUGCGAGAUAUUACACGUCGAGAUGAUCCAGAUAGCUUAGGAAGCCGCGAUAUCAAUCGCGGAUAUGACUGGAGCCCCUAUAUUAGGAAGUACGUUGUUGAAAACGACUAUUGGAAGCAGCUUAAGGCGCAGUAUCUGGUCGAGAUGAGGAGUGAUGUACUAUCGACACCAGACGAGCUGAACACACAGCAGCGUCUUCUAUAUGAUACAGUGACUAACCACUAUAUAAGCUUCCUGAAUGGCUUUCAACCUUCCCAGUUGCUUAUAAACCUUGACGGAAAAGCUGGCACUGGAAAGUCGUUUCUGAUUAUGCUCCUCUCGAAGGAUCUACAAAAUAUGGCGCCAACUACGACUGGUGGAGAUCAACUAAAUCCAGUAAAGCGAGCUGCUCCGACUGGCGUGGCGGCAUAUGGUAUUAGUGGUCAGACUCUGCAUUCGAUGUUCAAGCUGCCAGUUGUGCUAGCAUCACAAUAUCAGCCACUAUCACCUGGCCAUUUAUUAUCGUUACAGUCCGAUUUUCGACACACUACAUAUCUUAUUAUCGACGAAAAAUCGAUGAUCGGUAUCCCUGCCCUGUUUUGGAUUGAUCAAAGAUGUAGAGAGAUCUUCAUGUGUGACAGUGAUAAACCAUUUAGUGGCUUAAACAUCAUUCUUGCUGGUGACUUUUAUCAACUACCACCUAUUAUGUCGAAGGCACUAUUUGACACACGUGAACUACCUACAAUUGAGAUGAUAGCUGGCCGACAGGCUUACCAUAGCUUCGAUAAGACAAUUGAAUUAACCACAAUCGUACGACAGCAAGGUGAUGCAACCUUCAUGUUCCGUCAGGCAUUAGAACACUUACGACUUCAUACUGUCACUAAGGAUGACUGGCUAUUAUUAUCGACUAGGGCACAGUCUGUCCUUACAGAUGAAGAGAUUCGACUGUUUGAUACUGCAAUUCGAAUAUAUGCUACCCAUGAUGCUGUCGAUGAGUAUAAUCUACGGCGUCUACGUGAGCUACGUUCACCGGUGAUCAGACUAGACGCUAUAAGUAUAGGCCAGGGCGCUAAGACUGCUUCUAGCGAUGAUGCUGGGAAUCUACUCGAGAUACUUAGUAUUUCAAUUGGCGCCAGGAUAAUGCUAACCGAAAAUCUUUGGACUGCAUUUAGGUUAGUAAAUGGUGCUUUUGGCACUAUUACUGAGAUUGUGUGGCCAGCUAGGACUACUGAUCCUAGGUCAACACAGCCUUUAGCUUUGAUGGUUCACUUUGACAGCUAUACUAGGCCAGCAUUCUUCACUGAUACUGAUAGGAGGAAGAUUGUUCCAAUUUUGCCAUCCCGGCGGGAGUUUACUCUUAACUCUAUAGCCUGCAGCCGUACACAAUUUUCUGUAGUACUUGCAUACGCGAUAACUGUUCAUAAAGCUCAGGGGAUAACUGUGCUACGGGCAGUCUUGAACAUCAAAAAGCAUGACUUCUGUCCAGGUCUGGCGUAUGUCGCCGUAUCCCGUGUUCGUUCAAUUGAAGGGAUAAUGUUCGAUGAGUCAUUUGACUUCGAACAGUUUUCGGUGCGGCACCAUUUGUCACUUGAAAUGCGCUUAGCUGAUGCCCUUCGCCGACGAGCCCAGCAUAUUAUUGGUAGUGUGCAUACUCCUCCUGUUACCCAUGCUUGGUCUACAUCAGAGGGAGUCCAGCGAUCUCCAGGAGCACUCAUCCGGUCACUCCAGCAGCAACGUAGUCAACGCCUCCAAGAUGACAUGGAUACAGACUCGGACUAG